AUGGGACACAUCCGUUGCAUGGUUGACGUCCUCGUAAAGACAACAUGCUACUUCGAGUAUGACAACUAUCCACAUGAUACUCAGAACUGCUCCUUCACUAUGUAUAGCCCGUUCACCAUAGAAAAAAUGAGAUUUACGGAUUAUGGCGGCGCUGAGAAGACGCACUAUCAGUCCCGAAGCGGAAAGCCGUCAAAGGUCGAUGUUGGCGAUUUCUUGCUGGAGAAAAUUGAGGCGAAGAAUAUAUAUCUCGUUCCUGGAUCCAAGGUCAUCGAAUCAGUGGAGGGGUAUCCGAAAAAGAUGGUCCGAUCAGUGUUCUAUUUCAAUCUAAUCUUCCGUCGGCACAACAUAUUUUACACAACUCGCAUGGCCAUGCCCUUGUUUACAAUCACUUGCCUAACCUAUGCCUUCUGUCUCCUGCAGUCGCAGCACGGAUUAAUAUGGCUACUUCUUUGCUUGGUUGUUCAAAUAAUGAAUGGAGUAAUUCUGAUGGAGAAUUUGCCUCCUGAUUAUAAAAUAAUGCCCGCUAUUGGUUUUGUUGCAACACUGGUGUUAUUUGAAACUAUUGUAUUGAUUAUCUGGAGAUUUUUUACAAUAUUCGUCAUGCAGUCAAUGCCGGAGCGAGCUGACAUACGGUCGAGAAUUGUACUCAUUGAGAAAUUUAUAUGC
This is a messenger RNA of Cylicostephanus goldi, 666 nucleotides long. The record is from the annotation of a GenBank genome assembly. NCBI's taxonomy places the organism in Eukaryota, Metazoa, Nematoda, Chromadorea, Rhabditida, Strongylidae.